CACAUGCCACACGGCUUUGAAAUUCCAAGAGAGUCUUAAUGCGAAGCAGAGGCGUCAUUUUUUUGCCCUGCCUCCUCGGCUCCGGCUGCAGAGCGAAGCCAUGUUUUGAGUGACAGUGUGAUAACACUUCUGAGAAAUGCAUCGUGUGGGGAUAGUGUUGGUGGGGCUUGUCUUGUCGAGCUGCAGCACAGCGUUGUCAGCACGAACAGGCAAGACCAGACAGCGCUCAAAGACAAGGGAUGAACUUGUGGGCCCCCGGGAACAUGCUGGAGCAGGGGAAGCUGGAGUACGAGAACCCGGAGGAUCUUCGGAGACUGACUUCUUGGCCGACUUUGCAGGGAAAAAGCGUUUAUGGGUGAUCACCGCCCCAUCAUACAGUGAUAACUACUUACUCAUGAUGGAGAAACAGAUCCAGGAAUCUGAAGGGCUGAAGUGUCGAUUAGCAGAGAGAGACACCCUCAUUGUCACCAUUAUUCAGAAUGCAAUGAUGGAAGGCAAAAUCCAGCACACAACCAUGGAGGGACAGGCCACCGAGCAAGCACUGGAUUCAGACAUGGUGACAAAACUGCUUCAUUACCUGGAGCUGGAACACCAGACCUUCUCCAUGUUGAUCCUGAAGAAGAACCUGAAGGUUGGUGAGAGGUUUCCUUACCCAGUCCGUGUGGAGGCUGUUUUGGAGGUUAUCGAUAACCUCCCUGCACGCAAGCUGGAGAGAGUUGCAAGGAAAGGGUCACUUCAGAGAUGCAAGAUCACUAAGAAGAGGUUAGUAGCGAAACAGAACGGUGGUACGAAGAGACUCAGCACUCAGAAACAGAGAAACGUUACGUCCAUCUUUCCUCCACAGCGACAAACUCUGGACCGAAAGACAGCCAUCAAAAGCAAGAUUCAGGAUAUUCUCCACGGACGAUCCAGAUUCGUCAUCCGUAAAACCCAGGUGAGUCCGGGCCGUGGCAAGACGAUCUCCACUCCCAAACCUGGGGCGAAUAAAGUUUUGAAGCGCAAGCUUGACAGUCGAACAGAAAGCGCUGAGGAUGCAGGAGAGAAAACAGCAGCGAAAGUGGAGAACCGAUAUGACGAUAAAGGGAACGGGCGAACGAGUUCGAUCACAGAGAUUAAAGGAGAGCCAACGGACGACUCGUCCAAGCAGAAAGGCAAAGGAAAGAAGGAUAAGGAGAAGAAUAAGAAAAAGGGGAAAAGAGGAGGGAAGAAGUCACAACGAGAGGCGGACGGUAAAAAAAAAACAGCUCUCAAAGAGUUUAUGGAGAAGCUCAAGGGCCAGAGAAGACUUCUUGUCAUUUCUUCCCCCAGUGAGGUCUCGAGUCAGUAUCUCCAACAGAGAGAUGAUAAUGAGCUGCACAGUUGUGACUUGGCUUUACGGAAAAUUACAGUGCUGUCCAUCCUGGGCUCGGAGCAAAGCCCCAACCUGCGACUGCAACACUAUCAACAAGAUGGAGAUUCUCGACUCGCCUUGCUGCCAGACAACAUCAAAAAUCCCGACCUGAUCAGUCAAAUCCGCAAAGAGUACGGACUUGUAUCUAAGGAUUUCUGCAUGACGGUGACGGACUAUGACCUGAGACCUAAUCUUGGAAUGGUGUUCGAUUCACCAACAGACCCAUCCGCUAUUAUAAAUUACAUCGACACCUUCCAGUCUCGUUGGUUGGAGAAAGCAGAGGGGAAGGACACUCCCUCAGCCUGUUCUCCAUCUGAGGCUAAUAAUCAGGCAGAGAACUCUUUGCUCAGGUUUAUGUCCAAUAGAAGACUUCUGAUCAUCUCUGCUCCCACUGAGGACGACUAUUCCUUUCAUCAGCAGAUUCAAGCUCUUAACGGACAGGAGUGUAACAUGGGGAUCCGUCACUUUGCUUUGCUGAAACUUGUAGGAAAAGGGCAAGAGGCUUCAGGGACUGUUGAGCUAUUUCCACUGAAUGGCAAAAGUCAGACUGAAAAAGAGCUACUGUCACCAGAAGUUGUGAGGAAUCUGAGAGACCAGCUGAAGAUCACCACGGACUACUUCAGCAUGCUGGUGGUGGGGAAGGACGGAGAGGUCAAAGCAUGGUUUCCAACAGCAAUGUGGUCUUUGUCGAAUGUCUAUGACUUGGUCGACUCCAUGGAGUUACGUCAGCAGGAACAGAAGCUUCAGCAAACCCUUGGUAUUCACUGUCCCGAAGACAGGGGUGGUACUUACCAUGGAUAUACACGAGAGACAGAGGACAGCUAUGUGUAACAUCAAUCAGAGGACUGACGGUACAAGCACAUUCAAGAACCCGCGAAUCAGAGACGUUCGCUGACAUCAUGAGGAAAUGCUAGCUAGCAAGUAGAAUAUUAGGAAAGUCCAUUUGAUUUUUGUAUGUACAGUACAUAUCCAUUGCAACAUUGAAAGUUAUUGCUUAUUUCCAAUUUAUUAUAGGCUGAAUUAUUUGAAAAAGCCAGUAUAAAAAUCGUUUUUUUUAUGUUUUUUUAUCUCUAAAACUAUUCUACCUGAAAAUCAUGUCAAGUAGAACUGUUAUAUGCUGCUAUCACAAUAUAUAUUGUAUGUGUACCAAACAACUACUGUGUUGGAAAUUUGUAUUUGGUCUCAUCUCAGAAAACCACUUAUAACAUCCAGUUUGAUGGUUCAUAUACAGUUCCCUCCACUAACAGUAUCCGCCUCCAUUGGCGCCAUUGGUAAAUAUGAGCAAAGAAGGCUGUGAAAAAUGGUCUUUAAUGUUUAACCUUUUGAUCUUUUGUUUAAAAAAAAAUUCACAAGAAUACUCUGUUCUCAUGGAUUUUUUUUUGGUACACCUGGGUGAAUAGGAACAGGAAAUUGUUCAACUAUGACUUCCUGUUUCAUAGGGGUAUAAAUAUGAAGAUAGCACAUAGGCUAAAUUCCAUUAGUCAUUCAUAACAAAGUCACAAGAAUAUAGCUGUGAUGUGCGACAAAAUGUUGUUGAGCUUCACAAAAUGGGGUGUGGCUAUAAGAAAAUAGCACAAGCAUUGAAAAUGCCCAUUUCCACCACCAGGGCAAUAAUUAAGAAGUUCCAGUCAACUGGAAAUGUUAAGAAUGAACCUGGAAUUGAACGUGUGUCUAUAUCGUCUCAACGCACUGCGAACAGGAUGGUUCGAGGGGCCAAAAAAUCUCCAAGGACCACAGCUGGAGAAUUUCUGAAUUAACUUUAAUACACUGAAAAAGAC
Molecule: messenger RNA, 3168 nt
Organism: Ictalurus punctatus (channel catfish)
Lineage: Eukaryota; Metazoa; Chordata; Actinopteri; Siluriformes; Ictaluridae
Gene: ccdc80l2
Product: coiled-coil domain containing 80 like 2
Exons: 7
Coding region: 137-2221 (694 amino acids)
Source: RefSeq, a predicted model, not a curated record